Molecule: messenger RNA, 2124 nt
Organism: Euleptes europaea (tarantolino)
Lineage: Eukaryota; Metazoa; Chordata; Lepidosauria; Squamata; Sphaerodactylidae
Product: netrin-1-like
Exons: 7
Coding region: 391-2124 (577 amino acids)
Molecular function (GO): protein binding
Source: RefSeq, a predicted model, not a curated record
AUCAAAGCCACAGAGUUCUCGAACCCUCUUUCACCACCAGUGGCUCACGGUUCCAGCCCUGGGUGAGAAAUCUGAAUAUCAAAAUUCUCUUAGCUGACUAAUGCUUUCACAGAUCUUUGGAGGCUCUAUUUCCCCUUUCCCAUAAGUGGAUCGGAUCUAAUUCGACGGGGGUGACUGACUGCCAUUUACACGAGGGCUUGUAAAAACUCACCAAACUUCCUCAUAAACUCCCAGCAAAGAGGGUCUCGUUUUUAAGAAACUCCUGGCUGAUAUCGGAUUCCAGAAACCUCGGCGGGGAGAGUGGUGGACGAGGUAUUCCAGACCCGGCAACCGGGGGGGAGAAAAGGUGAUGUAUAGUUAUCCUUGACUCCUGGCCCCCUCCCCCCAGAGAUGCUUCACUUCCCAUGGGGCUUUGCGGUUUUCCUCCCAUCUCUUCUCAGUUUGGCUUCCGGUCCCCCCAACCCUUGCUAUGAUGUCAACCAACAUCCACGCUACUGCCUGCCGGAACUGUCCGAACUGGCGUCAGGGCGUCGGGUGGAAGCGUCCAGCACGUGCAGCAGGCCUCCCGGACGAUUCUGCGCCUUCCGGGACUCCACCGACACAGCCUCCAAAUUCUGCCAGCGCUGCCAAGAGAACUCCCACCUGCCAGAGCACCUCACAGACACCGAGGGUGGCGCGACUUGCUGGUGGUCGCGGCCGGCCGCCAACGCCACGCUCACUUUGGCGCUGGGUCGCCGGGUCGAGGUCCUCUAUGUGGCGCUCCGGUUCUGCUCCCCGCGCCCAGAAUCCCUGGCUAUCUACAAGUCUAUGGACCAUGGGCACAGUUGGGUUCCCUUCCAGUUCUUCUCUGCCCACUGCUGGCGGCGCUACCACUUGCCGGCCACUACGGUUAUUUUGAAGUCCAUGGAGCACGAGGCGGCUUGUAUCGAUGCCCAGACAGCCCCGAAGCCCCUCACUGGGGGACUGGUAGCCUUCAUGCCUCUAGCGGGCCGUCCCUCGGCCAGGAUGUUCGAGUACAGUCCUGUCCUCCAGGACUGGGUGACCGCCACAGACCUCAGGGUGUCGUUUGACCGCAUGCACUCGACGCGGACGCUGGGGCUGCGGAGAAGGGAGGCGUCCUACGGGGUGGCGGAGCUGCAGGUCGGGGGCAGGUGCAAGUGCAACGGGCACGCCUCACGCUGCGCGGCCGGGAAAGACGGCGGGGUGCCCCAGUGUGACUGCCAGCACAACACGGCUGGGCCGGACUGCGACACCUGCAAGGCCUUCUACUGGGACAGACCCUGGCAACGGGCAACGCCCAAAGACGCGCAUGAGUGUGUGGCAUGCAACUGCCACCUCCACUCCCACCGCUGCCGGUUCAGCAUGGAACUCUUCGAACUCUCAGGGCGCCAAAGCGGGGGGAUCUGCUUGAACUGCCGACACCACACAGCUGGGCGCCACUGCCAGUACUGCUUGCCAGGCUUCAAACGUGACCUCAGCCGUCCCAUCACAAGCAGUAAGGCUUGUAAAGCUUGCCAGUGCCACCCUAUAGGAGCAGUUGGUGCCAUCUGUAACCAGACGACUGGGCAGUGCCAAUGCAAGAACGGUGUCACUGGGCUGACCUGCAACCGCUGUGCCCAAGGUUUCCAGCAAAGCCGCAGCGCUCACACACCCUGCAUCCGGAUCCCGGAAGUGACGACGACGACCGUGUCCCCCCCGCAGGAAUGGAACACAGGCACUGAAUGUCAGACCCACUGUGAACCACCUCGAGGACGUGUCCACAUGAAUUUAAGGAACUACUGCAAGAAGGAUUACGUUCUCCGCGCACAGCUGAUGGCCAUGGAAAAAUCGGGCACAUGGUGGAAAUUCACCGCCACGGUCCUAACUGUCUUCCGCCAGCGCCAUGUGCCCAUUCGACGGGGCGAACAGCCGUUCUGGGUGCCCGAGCAGGAUUUGGCGUGCCGGUGCCUCUACCUCCACGUCGGCAAAUCUUACCUGGUCAUUGGGAACGAUGAAGAAUCACCGGACCCGGCCCGCUUAAUCCUCGAUAAAAACAGUCUGGCCCUGCCUUGGAGGGAUGCCUGGGCACAUAAACUACGCAGUUUCCAGCAGCAAAGCAGAAGAGGAAAAUGCCGGGUCGCCUGA